Macrosiphum euphorbiae (potato aphid) is the source of this 498-nucleotide messenger RNA. The record is from the annotation of a GenBank genome assembly. Lineage: Eukaryota; Metazoa; Arthropoda; Insecta; Hemiptera; Aphididae.
AUGAGUAGCGACCGAACAACUAUCAUUAUUAACUUCAUACUAGUUGGUGUAUGUUUAGUUGCCUACAAGUGCGCCUUUAUCGCAACUAUUGUACUUCACCUGUUCGGUCUGUUGCAUUACCGUCUUCUGCUUCUUAAGCUGCCUACAAUCUACCCGUUUCCUGACAUACUGUUAUUCUUGGGUUUUUUUUUCGUGAUUAGUAACCGCACUGGUACCAAGAUCACUGAUAACUCCAAUGCCUCAUCUUCUCGUCCAAUUACACAUCUUCAAGCCUCCAAGCCAGCUUCUCUCACCGUCUCGAGCCCUACCAAAUCUACUAAUGCUGAUAUAAUGAACGCGCUUACUGAUUUUCGAGCUGAAUUCUUAUCCAACAGUAAAGCCCAAUCGGAUGCUUCUUCUUCCCAAUUUAGGCAAUUGAAAGGUGAACUUGGGCGGCUGGUAUCUCAAGUUUCUGAAGUCAGAAAACUGUCUAUUACGGAACGAGGUUGUUAUUCUUAA